Molecule: messenger RNA, 2318 nt
Organism: Achroia grisella
Lineage: Eukaryota; Metazoa; Arthropoda; Insecta; Lepidoptera; Pyralidae
Exons: 1
Molecular function (GO): nucleic acid binding
Source: RefSeq, a predicted model, not a curated record
AAAUGUUCACCGUUCAUAGCUCAAUUUAUUAAGAAUAAAAACGCACUAAGGUAUGAGUCAUCGAUGCCAAACGCCGUAGCAGCGAUAUGUAAUCAACAUUAUAUGGAUGACUACAUAGACAGUUUGCCAGACGAGGCCGCCGCCAUAACAAUGGUACGUAAUAUUAGUAAAAUUCACAAAUCAGGUGGUUUUCAUAUUUGUAAUUGGACUAGCAACAGUCCAGCCGUAUUGGAUAGUAUUCCAAAGGAGUCCUUGGGUACUACGGCCGUAAAGUUCAAAAUAGAUCAAGAAUGCGAAGGUGAACGUACGCUCGGAUUGAUAUGGUACCCGCGCGAAGACGAGUUGGGGUUCGAUGUGUCUCUCAAGCGCAUACCACAUGACAUAAUUAAUGGUAAGAAUAGACCAACAAAAAGAGUUAUGCUCAGAGUCAUAAUGUCAAUAUUCGAUGUAUUUGGAUUCUUAUCGCCAUUUACUAUACAAGGUAAAAUAAUGUUGCAAGAUACCUGGUGCGCUGGAAUCAGCUGGGACGACUUAGUAACAGAUGACAUACAUAAAAAAUGGUGUCAGUGGGUCAAUGUACUAACGAGUGAAAUAAAAAAUAUCCGUCUGCCGAGGUGGUAUCAAGCAGCGACGAGUGAGUCAGCGAUAAAACGUAGCACAUCAGUUCAGGUAAACAUAACCUCUCUCACCUCUCUUACAUCUACAAGCGUAACCAAACGCGCUAUCGGCUACGAAACUGGCGUAGCUAAUAGCUGCGCUACGACAUCCCGCUGCAAUGACGUAGUUACAGGCGCUACGAAACAGGUUUUGGCUGGAAGUGAAUAUAGUAAUUUAGAGUUACACUUGUGUUGCGAUGCGUCGACUAAAGCAAUGUGCGCAGUCGCAUACUGGCGAUGGUACGUAAAUAAAGAUAUAUGUAUGUCAUUCAUAGCUAGCAAGUGCCGUGUCGCGCCCGUGAGUCAUACUACCGUGCCGCGUUUGGAAUUGCAAGCUGCUUUAUUGGCUGCGAGGUUGGCAGAUACAAUAAUCAGAGAACACAAAAUAAAUCCAGUAAGGCGUUAUUUUUGGUGCGACUCUAGUACCGUGCUACACUGGAUAUGUAAUAAAACGUACAUAGCAAACCGGCUGGGUGAAAUAGACGAGCUAAGCCGCCCUGAGGAGUGGCGGUAUGGACCUACAAAAUUAAAUGUUGCUGAUCUCGCUACGAGAGAAAAUUACGACGAUUCUCUUUUUAAAAAUGAAUGGUUUAGAGGUCCGUCAUUCUUAUACAGCGAUGAGUCAUCGUGGCCGGUGAAUAUGAUCGAUAAGAUAAAUGAAAUGAGUUUAGAACGAGUAAUGAUAAUACAACAUGAAGAUUGUAGCUUACCUGUACCUGACCCAGGAAGAUUUUCAUGCUGGUUACGACUGGUGAGGGCUACGGCAUGUAUUCUAAAAUUUAUAUACAAGUGUAGAAAGCAGAUUGAGACUGUUUGCACAGUCAUGAAGAGGGCUGAGCGAUUGCUGCUAAAAUAUACACAAGAACAGUCAUUCGGUGAUGAAAUAGCUGCAAUUAAAAAUGGUAACUGUUUGUCAAAAGGUAGUAAGUUACUUACGUUAUCUCCAUUUCUGGAUGAGUACGGGAUUCUCCGUGUCGGCGGCCGCAUAGAUGCUGCACCGGAUGUUGAACCUGAAAUGAAGAGACCUAUCAUCUUGGACGGGCGUAGUCAGGUAUCUCAAUUAAUUGUUAGAUACAACCAUGUGAAGACAGCCCACGGGAACCAGGAAACCGUUAUAAACAACCUGAAACAGAAAUAUUGGAUUAUUAGAAUACGUCCAACCGUAAAACAUGUAGCAUAUAAAUGUAUGUUUUGUAGAAUAAAAAGAGCAAAACCACAGGUACCGAGAAUGGGAGAGCUGCCUGAAGCACGACUGGCUCAUCAUCAGCGUCCUUUCACACACUGUGGUCUGGAUUUGUUUGGACCCAUGGAGGUCACUGUGGGGAGACAUAGAGAGAAAAGGUAUGGAGUUUUAUUUACUUGUUUGACAGUCCGUGGAAUCCACUUAGAACUGGUGUCAUCACUUACCUCUGACUCCCUCAUUAUGGCUCUUCGUCGAAUGGCAGCAAGACGGGGUUGGCCUCGUAUGCUGUACUCUGAUAAUGGUACAAACUUGAGAGGCGCUGAUGCUGAGCUGAAGAAGUCUAUAAAUGAGGUAGAUUUUGAUAGGCUAACAAAUGAAGCAGCUAAUAUUGGAGUGGAAUGGACCUUCAUCCGCCUGCCAGUCCCCACUGGGGUGGGGCAUGGGAGCGACUUAUUAGGAGUGUCAAGACUUCACUUAGG